This is a messenger RNA of Sclerotinia sclerotiorum 1980 UF-70, 813 nucleotides long. RefSeq lists its product as hypothetical. The transcript has a single exon. Gene Ontology annotation, biological process: coenzyme A biosynthetic process. Lineage: Eukaryota; Fungi; Ascomycota; Leotiomycetes; Helotiales; Sclerotiniaceae. Gene Ontology annotation, molecular function: dephospho-CoA kinase activity; ATP binding. Bases 1 to 813 code for a protein of 270 amino acids. The record is from RefSeq and is a predicted model, not a curated record.
AUGUUGCUAAUUGGUCUCACCGGCUCGAUAGCGACCGGAAAAUCCACUGUUUCAUCAAUCCUUUCACAACCUCCUUACUCCCUUCCAGUUAUCGAUGCUGAUUUACUUGCGCGCAAAGUUGUAGAACCAGGCACACCAGGUUAUCAAAAGAUUGUUGCGCAUUUUUCAUCAACUACUCCGGAUCUUCUUCUGCCUCCUUCUCCCGAUCAUGACAAUACAAAAGGCGCUCCGUUGAAUAGACCCGCACUGGGUAGGAGAGUGUUCGGGGAUACUGAGGAAAGGAAAAGAGAUAGGGCAGUGCUGAAUGGGAUUGUGCAUCCCGCAGUUAGGAGAGAGAUGUAUAAAGAACUGCUUGGAUGCUAUUUGAGGGGUUGUUGGGCUGUCGUUCUUGAUGUGCCAUUAUUAUUUGAAAGUGGAAUCGAUAUGAUUUGUGGCACAGUCCUUGUUGUGGCGGUAAGGGAUCCAAAGAUACAAAUGCAGAGGUUAAGGGACAGAGAUGCACAUUUAACAGAGGAAGAUGCCGAGAACAGGGUGAAGAGUCAAGGGGACGUGAGAGAAAAAGCAAGAAGAUGUCAAGCCAGGGGAGAGUCGCGUGGAUUGGUGGUCUGGAACGAUGAGGGAAAGGAUGAACUGAAGAUAGAGCUACAAAAGGUCAUGGAAACUAUUCAAGGCAAAAGCCCUAGAUGGUGGGCCUGGUUAUUACUAUUGUGUCCACCACUAGCUGGGCUUGCGGGCAUAUGGAAUUAUUGGAGAAAUACUGUCAUCAAUAAGGAGUGGAGAAGAGAUGAGCUACAAGCCAAGGCUAAAUUAUGA